Messenger RNA from Lachancea dasiensis, 2598 nucleotides. NCBI's taxonomy places the organism in Eukaryota, Fungi, Ascomycota, Saccharomycetes, Saccharomycetales, Saccharomycetaceae. The record is from the annotation of a GenBank genome assembly.
AUGUCUAACCUCGAUGCCCUGGAGGCAGAGUACGGUCUUGGCAAGAAGGACGAAAGUAAAGCCACUGCUAGGGAAGAAAUUGCUAGCUACAGCGGUGAAGAAAGUACCUCCAACCAGCAGCAGCGUGACGAUGGCCUCGAUAAAAAUGGAAAGUCGCCACACUCGUAUCCUCCUGCCUCGAUCGCCGGUUCCAUAACGCACAUAGCAGCCUAUGAGGAGUCCAAGGUCGAGAUUCCCGAAUGGUUCAACACAACCAUUAGACCCAACCUCACGCUGGGCCGUGUUGGUGACUACUUUUACAAUUUGUUUCCUUUUUUAAAAUGGAUUCAUCACUACAACGGACGUUGGUUAUACCAAGAUUUGGUCGCAGGUAUCACUGUUGGCUGUGUCCUAGUUCCUCAAUCGAUGUCGUACGCUCAGAUUGCAACAUUGCCUCCACAGUAUGGACUUUACUCCUCUUUUAUCGGUGCUUUCAUCUAUUCUUUUUUCGCAACAAGUAAGGAUGUGUGUAUUGGACCAGUUGCGGUGAUGUCGCUACAGACUGCGAAGGUUGUCGCAUCUGUGACAGCACGUUUACCCGAUGACACUGACAUCACCGGGCCAACCAUCGCCACAGCGCUUGCGCUAUUGUGUGGUAUCAUCGCGACUGCGGUUGGGCUUUUACGACUUGGGUUCCUAGUAGAGUUGAUAUCCGCCACGGCCGUUGGUGGUUUUAUGACGGGCUCAGCUCUCAAUAUUAUCGCGGGUCAAGUUCCUGGUCUCAUGGGGUAUAACAAAAAGGUGAACACUCGUACUAGCACUUACAAAGUGAUCAUUAACACCUUGAAACACCUUCCUGAUACUAAAUUAGAUGCUGCAUUUGGAUUGAUUCCUCUAUUUCUCCUCUACGUUUGGAAAUGGGGAUGCAACACUGGGGGUCCCAGGUUGGUUGAACGUUACUCCAAGCGCCCAAGAACCACCAAAAUUUGGAACGAAGUUUUCUUUUACACCCAGGCUCUGAGAAACGCUGUGAUUAUCAUCGUUUUUACAGCUAUUGCCUGGGGUAUCUCGCGUCACAAGGAAAAAGCUCCAAUCUCUUUGCUAGGAACUGUCCCUUCAGGGUUGCAAGAAGUUGGCGUUGCAACCGUUCCAGAGGGCCUCUUGUCCAAGAUAGCACCAGAUCUACCCGCUUCUGUUAUUGUCCUUUUGCUAGAACACAUUGCAAUCUCCAAAUCUUUUGGUAGAGUUAAUGAUUAUCGUGUUGUACCCGACCAAGAGCUUGUUGCCAUUGGCGCUACGAACUUGAUUGGGACUUUUUUCAACGCCUACCCUGCCACUGGUUCGUUUUCAAGAUCUGCGUUGAAGGCCAAAUGUAAUGUAAGCACACCGCUAUCCGGUCUUUUCUCAGGUGCCUGUGUGCUACUGGCCAUCUAUUGUCUGACAUCUGCAUUUCAAUUUAUCCCUAAGGCAACUUUGAGUGCUGUUAUCAUCCACGCUGUAAGCGAUUUGGUGGCAUCCUACAAAACUACCUGGAGCUUCUACCGUACAAAUCCAUUAGACUUUAUCUGCUUCAUUGCCACUGUUUUUAUCACCGUCUUCAGCAGCAUUGAAAAUGGCAUUUAUUUCGCUAUCUGUUGGUCCAUGGCGACUCUGCUUUGGAAGGUGGCUUUCCCCAGUGGUCGUUUCUUGGGCCGGGUGGAAGUUGCUGAGGUGCUUAACCCAGUGGUGAUAAGUGACGACGAGACUUCUUUGAAUGACGGUGGCGUGAACUUUUAUCAAUCUCACUCUGAUGAGUCUAGAGAUUAUAAGCUCAAGGGCCAAACCGAUUUCAAGGUUCCAGGUUCUGGGGACUAUGAGACCACAAAGGCUUUAGAACCUAGAAGUAGACCCGAUUCUUUGGUCACAUUCCAUACAAAGUGGGUUCCAUUCAACCAAAAUAAUAGAGAGACAAAUCCUGGUGUUACCAUCCGCCCCCCACCUCCUGGUGUCAUUGUUUUCCGUCCCAGCGAAAGCUGGACCUACGUCAACUGUUCUCGCUUGUACAACUUGAUUUUUGAUGAAGUGGUACGUCAAACUCGUCGUGGGAAGGUUUCUUACACAGGUUUGGAUGCACACAAGCGUUGGAAUGAUCCUGGCGAGUGGACUCCUCCAAGAUUUUUGCAAAAACUGGUCUCCAAGUCCCAAGGUCGCUUUGGUUUUUAUGAAAACAGUCUCGGUGAACGCCCACGCGAUGAGCGCCCAAUUUUGCGCGUAAUAGCCCUGGAUUGGUCACAGGUUGCACAGACGGAUUCUACGGGCCUUCAGACGCUGGUGGACCUGCGUAAAGCUGUCAGCAAAUAUGCUGACCGUCAGGUCGAGUUUCAUUUUAGUGGCAUUAUCUCUCCGUGGAUUAAACGUGGUCUAAUCAACGUGGGUUUUGGAACUGUCAAUGAGGAGUUCGCGGACGAAUCACUGCUAGCUGGCCAUUCAAGCUACCACGUUUUGCGGUCCUCCUCUAGAAGCGACGACGAAGAACAUCAAUCGUCUAGCGUCUAUACCGCUACGGGCACCAACACGCCAUUUUUUCAUUUGGAAAUGCCUGAUUUUUCUCGAUGGGAUCUCAAAGAAGGUCCUGCUUAA